Molecule: messenger RNA, 321 nt
Organism: Neogale vison (American mink)
Lineage: Eukaryota; Metazoa; Chordata; Mammalia; Carnivora; Mustelidae
Gene: SPINK7
Product: serine peptidase inhibitor Kazal type 7
Exons: 3
Molecular function (GO): protein binding
Source: RefSeq, a predicted model, not a curated record
AUGAAGACCAUCGGGGGGCUCCUUCUGCUCUGCACAAUGACUCAUUUCUUCAGUAACCCAGAGGCCAGCAUAGACUAGGACAUUCUCUUGUGCCCACAGCAGGUGGACUGCAGCAUUUACAAGAAGUACCCAGUGGUGGCCAUCCCCUGCCCCAUCACAUACCUGCCUGUUUGUGGUUCUGACUACAUCACCUAUGGGAAUGAAUGCCACCUAUGCAUUGAGAACUUGAAAAGUAAUGGAAAAGUUCAGUUUCUUCAUGAAGGAAGUUGUUAACUUCUCCACAGACAUGGGUACAGAGCGAUGAUAUCUUCACCGUCAUCA